Xiphias gladius (swordfish) is the source of this 4118-nucleotide messenger RNA. It is a transcript of the gene pdk3a, whose product is annotated as pyruvate dehydrogenase kinase, isozyme 3a. The coding region runs from base 98 to 1408 and encodes 436 amino acids. Lineage: Eukaryota; Metazoa; Chordata; Actinopteri; Istiophoriformes; Xiphiidae. Gene Ontology annotation, molecular function: pyruvate dehydrogenase (acetyl-transferring) kinase activity. Gene Ontology annotation, cellular component: mitochondrion. The transcript has 12 exons. Gene Ontology annotation, biological process: protein phosphorylation; regulation of glucose metabolic process. The record is from RefSeq and is a predicted model, not a curated record.
ACCAGCUCGAUAGUGUUGAGCUAAUCGGAAAGUCCAACAUAGUAGACCCAGGAAGCCCUCUGGAGAGCUUAUUGUUUGUAUCCUAUCACUUAACCUUAUGGACAUUUAUUUCUCGCGUCGUUUCGUGUCCACUGGAGGCCCACGGGCUGGGACAAAUGUGGACGCCGACGAGAGAGGAGGGCUGUCUGUGUGCCUGUCAGCAUUACGGCGGAUAAAAUGUAACCCCAAAAUCGAGUAUUACUCCAGGUUUUCUCCGUCCCCGCUCUCCAUUAAGCAGUUUUUGGAUUUUGGCAGGAACAAUGCGUGUGAGAAAACAUCCUACAUGUUCCUGCGUAAGGAGCUGCCUGUGCGGCUGGCCAACACCAUGAGAGAAGUCAACCUGCUCCCUGAUAACCUGCUUAGCCAGCCCUCCGUCAGAUUGGUUCAAAAAUGGUACAUGCAGAGUUUUGUGGAGCUGCUGGAUUAUGAGAAUCGAAAGCCAGAGGACCCUCACGCCCUGAAUGAUUUCUUGGAGCUCUUGAUUGAGAUCCGUAACCGUCACAAUGAUGUGGUUCCCACCAUGGCUCAGGGAGUCAUAGAGUACAAGGAGAGGUUUGGCUUCGACCCCUUCAUCAGCAGCAAUAUCCAGUACUUCCUCGACCGCUUUUACACCAACCGCAUCUCUUUCCGCAUGCUCAUCAACCAGCACACUCUCCUGUUUGGUAAUGACACCAACCCUGCUCAUCCAAAACACAUAGGCAGUAUAGAUCCAAACUGCAGUGUGGCUGAAGUCGUCAGUGAUGCCUAUGACACAGCAAAGAUGCUCUGUGAGAAGUACUACUUGGCCGCUCCUGAACUCAAGAUUGAAGAGUUCAACAUGAAGGCCCCUAAAAAGCCUAUCCAGGUGGUGUAUGUGCCAUCUCAUCUUUUCCACAUGCUGUUUGAGCUCUUCAAGAAUUCAAUGAGAGCGACUGUGGAGCUUCAUGAGAACAGUAAAGAGGGAUUACCACCAGUAAAGGCAAAAGUCACUCUGGGUAAAGAAGAUCUCUCCAUAAAGAUUAGUGACAGAGGAGGAGGAGUUCCUCUGAGGAAGAUAGACCGUCUAUUUAACUACAUGUACUCCACUGCCCCUACACCAAGCCUGGAGCCAGGAGCUGUCCCCCUGGCUGGUUUUGGCUACGGUUUACCAAUUUCUAGGCUCUAUGCCCGAUACUUCCAGGGGGAUCUGAAACUCUAUUCCAUGGAGGGCGUUGGCACGGAUGCUGUCAUCUAUCUGAAGGCCCUGUCCAGUGAGUCCUUCGAGCGCCUGCCUGUCUUCAAUAAGUCAGCGUGGCGGCAUUACAAGACCAGCCCUGAGGCAGACGACUGGAGUAACCCCAGCAAAGAGCCACGUGAUGCCAGCAAGUCCAAAUACAAUGCCAACAGAUAACUCUGCCCUUCCUGCUAGCCCAGCCCUCUGAUGGGAGUCGAAAUGCCUGCGCUCUGCCUAGAGCAUGUACGAUGAAGUGUUGACCUUGGGUAAAUGCUUGGUUUAGGAUUAGACUGGCUUCUACAUUCCAGUGGUUAAAUCUUUGGAAAAGAUGGAUGACCUUGACUUAAAUCUGUAACCAAUGGCAAUGACCUUCAUCACUGUAGUUUUUUAUUGUUGUGGCAUUAUCAAUGGCUCUCCCACAAUGGAGUUUAAAAUGAACCUGUUCCAAACAAUGGAUCCCCACUGUCUAACCCAAUUUAUAAAUAACUGGUUAUUUAGACGAAUAUUUACAAAUGUAGACUCCAUUUUCUCCUCUGUCUCACCAUUACCUCGACGUAAAUUCACUGCAUCACUGUUAUCGCUCCCUCUGUCUCCCGCAUAGUCGGCUUUGCUGACUAGGCCACUGCUCCCUGUGGCUGAAUAAGCCAUGCACUGCUGAUUGAGUGUCUUUCUCACCAAGAUUUAAGGCUUGUAUUCUGUUUCUCCCUCUCAAACACAAUCAGAGUCAGGGGGUUUUAGUUUCAGUGCAAGUGGGAAAAACAAAAGGUUUAAUUUCCUUCCUUUGAGACGCAUUUCACUGAACUCAAAAUUAAGCCAGUGUGCCAUUGGCAUAGUAAAGACUUGUUUUGGUUGUUCUCUAUUUAAGCCAGGGAAAUGAAAGAGGAUUGCCUAUAGAUGAGAGGCAGUGAAAGCUCUUUUAGAAAAUGAUAGGAAGCAUUGCAUAAGAGGUACACCUUAAUUUUAAAGAUCUAGAAGUCAGGAUUUUUAUUUCAUGUUAUGGUGAAAGCCUUGCUUCUAGGCACAUAAAACACAUCUGAUUUUCUGACUUGAAGGCUUUAUGUUAAUUUAUAAAUGGGGAAUGUUAGAAAUGAAGGUAUAUUUGUUUAACUACUUCACUCUCGAAAGUGAACCAACUGCCCACUUAUAGAGUGUUAACCAGCAAUACUGACCCUCAUCAGACAUUUGUGCUUGCAAGCCAGCUCUGCACCCUGAUUUAACACCUACUAAAGGACCAACUGCGCAUCUGUAAGAUGCUUAUGUAAUGCCACCAUGCUAGCUUUGUCUUUCAAGUAGCUUCAACUACACCAGCAUGAUGUAUUGUACGAACCCUCACAGAGAGGAAUGGACCUGAUGCAUCUCAUGAGGACUAUAAAAGUGGGAUUUCAUCAUUACAUGCCCUUUCUACACUUCCUGCAAACAUUUUAGAUCUGCCGUGGUGGAUACAUAACAUGCUCACAGCUUACAGACUUAUACCCUAACAAUGCUUUAUGCAGUCAGCCUUGUGUCUCACUUGUAUUACUGACCCUUAUGGUUUUCUGAAUGAGUUUGAACAAAGCUUGUGUCAAAUGCAGAGGGAAUUAAUUCAUGACAGAUUUUAAUAUAUUUUAUCCAGGAACAAAGACACAGUUAAUGAACUACUUUUUCUUGGUUGUGCACUAUUUUCUUUUACUUUUCAUCUUUGCCAUUGGAACAGAAUUACUUUUUAUAACGUUUUAUCAAUUUUUCUCUGAUUACUUUUAAAAGUGUGUGGACAGUCUUAUUAAUUUUUCUUUAUUUAUAUGCUAGGAAGUUUAGCAGCACUGAAAUUUGAGUGUUUGGGAAAGCCGGCAGGGGAAAUGUGGAUAGAGGAGCUGAGCUCCCAACCACUAAAGCAUCUCUGGGUACUGAAACAUAGCGUCAUACCAUCCAAUUUUUGUCACAUAAAUCAUGUUCAGGAAUUCUAUUAGUGCACUUUACUAACUCUAAUAUAUUUUCCUUCAAAUGACUUUCAUGUGAUCAAUUCAGAUCUCUAUCAAGAUUUUAUUUGUAGAAGUGCUAUUAUGAUCAGAUCAGAUCCCAGGUCAGCACUUCAUGAUAGAAACAUAAUUUUUGUAGCUAAUGAAAAAGCCCAAACUUAAAUCCAACAUGACCCAAAUCUGGACCCAUUUGUUAAAACCAGAUCAUGGGGAAUUUCAGUAUUCUGAAGUGACUACCUUUUCUCAUCUCCUUUAGCUCUAUCUGUGUGAAAAGAAAAAGAGUUUAGAUGGAGAAUUUUGAGAAACGCUUCAGUAUGGAGAGUUUCCUCAUCCUGUAGGUUCUUCACUUUUCAGCCACACUUUAAGAUUUCAUCACUGCCGAUGCCUUUGAAACCUGCCAGUCUCACUGGGUGAUGCUCGGUAAAAAACUUUCUAUAAAGGAGGUGUUGUGUUAUAGGGUAGACAACAGUCCACUUAAUUUAAAGGCCUCAGUUCACCACCUGAAAUGUGUGGUCUCCCUGUGAACGACUCAUAAUCACAUUUAACACCCAGCGAUCAAUGCUGAUUUCAAGGAUUUAGAGGCCCAAGGAUCUUCCACCUUCAGUAGUUGUCAACCUUUACUGUUAAAGAAUGUCUCCGUACCUAUCGUAUUUAAGAAAUUAUUGGAUAUAGAACUAUGAAUAAUUUGUAUGCUGUAUAUGCAGCCAGUGUGGAAUGAUCAUUCUGUUUUCCAUUCUACUGUACCUCCAGCUUGAAACAAUGUAUUUGUAUGCAUGAACUCCUCAUUUUGGAGGCAGUCAUGCAAAGAUAUGCAAAUAUCGCAACAUCAACACACACCAAAAAGGUGAUAGAGCAGUCUAAUAAUGUGAUUCAGCAUGAAAUCGACUUACAAUGACAAUAAAGAAAAAUGUUGUGGUGUGUAAUCUGUCUUU